Molecule: messenger RNA, 1280 nt
Organism: Sphaeramia orbicularis (orbiculate cardinalfish)
Lineage: Eukaryota; Metazoa; Chordata; Actinopteri; Kurtiformes; Apogonidae
Exons: 5
Coding region: 1-828 (275 amino acids)
Source: RefSeq, a predicted model, not a curated record
AUGGUUCCCAGUGUUCCCAGCGUUCCCAGCGUUCCCAGCGUUCCCAGCGUUCCCAGUGUUCCCUCUAAUGGACAACCCAUGUGCCGUGCGUUCCUUCCACUCCAUCUUUUUGCAUUCCUGUUGCUGUUGUACCUCUUAAAAACACACCUGCUGUGGCUGAACAAUGAGCCAGCAUCAGCAUCAGCAUCAUCAGAGCAGGAGGCGCCGCCCACCUCCACUAGGGGGCACUACAGCGCCACCAAAAAGAAGCAGAAGAAGAAGAAGAGGAGGAGGUCUUUUGUUGAGCUUUGGUUCACCCUCUCCAUCCUCAUCCUCAGCAUCAGCAUCCUCAACAUCAGCACCGCAUCCAGCUGCUCCUGCCCCUGGAUCCCUCUAUCUCCGACCAGGAUCUGCCCUCCUCCUUUUUCCUCAGGGAGCUCUUCCUGGAACCGGGAGGAGGAGGAGGAGGAGGAGGAGGGGAGGAGGAAGGAGGGAGGGAGAUCACCACCUCCCAGCUCGCUGCCGCCGCCGCUGCCUCUACGGACCCCCUUCGACCGGCAUCAGGAGGAAAAAAGGAGGAAGGAUGGAGAAGGGGAGGGAAUUUUAGAAGAGGAGAGGCAACACCCAGGGUUAGAGGAGCAGAAGAAGAAGAAGAAGAAGCAGAGGAUCUUAUUACGCCUGGAGGCUGGAGCGGCCGCAAACCAAAUGUCAGCGGCGGUGGCGGCGGAGGACCCCAGGCCGAGGCCCAGAGGAGCCAUUGAUGGAGCCUCGCCUCACACUGCAACGAGGCGUCUUCAAUCAAUGCGACCGCCCCCCCCGCUUUGUCCAUACGCGUGUGUGUCGGUUUGACGCCCGAAGCAGGGCAGCUGAUGGCGGCAGCGGCCAUGAUGAUGGUGGCCAUGAUGGUGGUGGUGGUGAUGAUGCUGAUGCUGAUGAUGCGAUGGUCACGUGCUUUCUGGCGUACCCCCCCCCCCCCCCCCACGCCCCCCCCCCACUGUGUUUACUGAAAGACUCUCUUCGGUGACGGGUAUUCUUGGGUGGAUAAUACGGAUCACGUUGUUAUUGCUUAAGAAUACGCGUAGUCGAGGAGAGUCCUCUCUUCGCCCCCCAAUACCGGCAACACCUCCCCCCCACCCCCACACUCCAGGCCUGACCUGACCUGACCUCCCCCCAACACCCACCCACUGCCUCAGCACACCUCACCCACCUGUGGAGGACUGUCAGGUUGGGGGUGUGAAUCCACUGCCCCCCCCACCCCCCCCACCCCCCCCACAACUGUCAACUCUUCGCCCCCCCCAAAG